This is a messenger RNA of Phoenix dactylifera (date palm), 1603 nucleotides long. RefSeq names its product E3 ubiquitin-protein ligase PUB22-like. NCBI's taxonomy places the organism in Eukaryota, Viridiplantae, Streptophyta, Magnoliopsida, Arecales, Arecaceae. Gene Ontology annotation, biological process: protein ubiquitination. Gene Ontology annotation, molecular function: ubiquitin protein ligase activity. The record is from RefSeq and is a predicted model, not a curated record.
CUCGAAACAACAUCCUCUGACUUCUUAAACCAAGUGCUCCAAAUAGUUGCAGGUUUUCGUUAACAAGCUCCAUGUCCUAAGCUCUUUCUUCUUCUUCCUAGUCUUUGCCCAAGCCUGAGCAAUCUUGGUACCAUUUUCGUAGCCACAGCUCCAUUUCUUUUAGAAGGUUUCAAUGGAAGAAGUCGAAAUCCCAUCUUAUUUCCUAUGUCCCAUCUCUCUUCAAAUCAUGAGAGAUCCGGUGACCCUCACCACCGGCAUGACCAUCGACCGCGAGAGCAUCGAGCGAUGGAUAUUCUCCGGGAAGCACAAGACGUGCCCGGUCACCAGACAGCCAUUAUCUGACCUCGAGCUCACCCCCAACCACACCCUCCGAAGACUAAUCCAGGCAUGGUGCACCGCCAACGCCUCGUAUGGCAUCGAGAGGUUCCCGACCCCCCGACCUCCGGUGUGCAAGGCCCAGAUCGCCGCCCUCCUCGAUGAGGCCAAGCUCCCUCACUCCCUGAUGAGCGCCCUUCGCAAGCUCAAAGCUAUCGUCUCCGAGAGCGAGCGCAACAAACGGUGCGUCGAGGCCUCUGGUGCAGUGGACUUCUUAACAUCUCUCAUAAAGAAAAGCAAAUCUAACCCGAGAGAGCAACAACAAGAAGGAUAUAUCAAUGAUGGGAUAGAGUUGGACACAAGCGCUAGUGAUGAAGCUCUCAACAUUCUUUACUCUCUCCAAAUCUCUGAACAAAGCCUUCUGCAUCUCAUUGAAAGGAAUGAUGGCUUCAUCGAGUCGUUGACGGCCAUUUUACGUCGAUCAAACUAUCAGUCACGGGCUUAUGCUAUCCUGCUGCUUAAAUCUCUACUCUCGGUGAUCGCUCCGGCCCGGCUGACAAGUUUCAGUCAGGAGUUCUUUGAAGAGGUGGUAAACGUGUUACGAGACCAGAUAUCGCACCAGGCCACGAGGGCAGCACUGCAGGUUCUCGGCCUGCUCAGCCCAUGGGGAAGGAACAAGGUUAAGGCCGUGGAAGCUGGUGCGGUGCCGGUGGUGAUCGAGUUGCUUCUUGACGAGACCGAGAAGAGGGCAUGCGAGAUGAUGCUGGUGGUUCUCGACCGGCUGUGCGGGUGCGCAGAGGGGCGGGCGGAGAUGGCGGGGCAUGCAGCAGGGUUUGCGGUGGUGUCAAAGAAAGUGCUCGGGGUUUCGCCGGCGGCGAGCGAGAGGGCGGUGAGGAUACUAUACUGGGUCGCCAGGUUCUCGCCGACACCAGCCGUGCUGCACGAGAUGGUUCUGGUAGGGGUGGUAACUAAGCUCUGUAUUCUGCUUCAGGUGCACUGUGGGGAGAAGGCAAAGGAGAAGGCCAAGGAGAUACUUAGGCUGCACUCCAGGGUUUGGAGGAAUUCUCCUUGCUUAGCACCUCAGUUCCUGGCUUCAUACCCUUGCUAGAGAAACAAAAGAAAGGGAGGGAUUAGACCACUAGUGUACGUUAUAAUUGAUUGGAGAGUAUUGGAGUGCAUUAAAAUUGAUUUAGAGGUUGCCCAAAUCAAGAAUGUGUCCACAAAGGCAGAGAUUAGAUUUUCUUAAUUUUCUUUGUUUUUUUUAAUAAUAUCAACGCAUACUUCUGUU